Carassius auratus (goldfish) is the source of this 711-nucleotide messenger RNA. RefSeq names its product paired mesoderm homeobox protein 2B-like. The transcript is spliced from 3 exons. The coding region runs from base 31 to 711 and encodes 226 amino acids. NCBI's taxonomy places the organism in Eukaryota, Metazoa, Chordata, Actinopteri, Cypriniformes, Cyprinidae. The record is from RefSeq and is a predicted model, not a curated record. Gene Ontology annotation, biological process: regulation of transcription by RNA polymerase II. Gene Ontology annotation, molecular function: DNA-binding transcription factor activity, RNA polymerase II-specific; RNA polymerase II transcription regulatory region sequence-specific DNA binding.
CGAAGAGACUUCGCGAGAGUUGCAAUAGUGAUGGAGUACAGCUACCUGACGUCUCCUGGGUACGAGUCCGGGAUGGACACUGGCCGAGCUUCUGGCCGCUCCACGGAGUUCAGCUCCUGCAGUCAGCCCUUCAGUUUUCAAUAUAACAGGUGCAAUCUGGGAAACACAACCAGUUGCCAUUUCCUUGCACCUGGCUCUCACCAACCCUCACGCUUCAUAACAGUUCAUCAUAAUCUUCUGCCUUACGAACGAGGUGUCCAGGAGAGACGCAAACAAAGGCGCGUGCGCACCAUCUUCACCAGCGCGCAGCUGAAAGCGCUCGAGCGCGUGUUCGCACAGACUCAUUAUCCAGACAUCUACACCCGAGAGGGGCUCGCGCAGGAGAUCCAUCUUACUGAAGCUCGAGUUCAGGUCUGGUUCCAGAACAGACGCGCGAAAUUUCGCAAACAGGAGCGUGCAGCUACAUGGACCGAGUCAUCUUCCAAAGUGAACAGUUCACCUUCCCAUGACAGCUCCAAAACGAUGACAGUCCCUGACCCAGACAGCACACAACCCACUCUUACCCUAAACCCAGACCACAAACAGGACACCAGCAGUCUCCGAGAGGAUCAGGCCCCAGACCAACUGCCCUUGUUUGGGGUCUCUUCUCUUGAAACACAGAGGUCAAGAGGUCACCAAACUCACUGUGCAACCACUGCCUGCAUGUGUUGA